AUGAGCUCCGACUCGACAGCGGACGCGUCGGCAGCGGUCGCUGAAGAGUCCGUCGGCAUUGGAUCCGUACUGAGCCGACCGGCCGACGAGUUUGUGAACGACCCCAACAUUGAGGGCUUAUGGCUCUCCAAAGCCGUCACUCAUAUGGAGGUCUACUUCAAACUGAUCUCAUCGUUGCCAUCGCUCAAGACAUUGCGACUCACCAAACAUGACGAUCACGUCUACACCACAUUCAGACAGCAGUUCCCACAGUUGGACAUUAAGUCUAUGACCGAACAGACACUCAAAUCAGAUGAAGCGAAGACACAAUGGCGUCAAUACUGUAACGAAAUCCAAGAGUUUGUCGAAGACUUUAAUUUCGCGACACUUUUGAGACUCGACUGUCGCCAGGAUUACAGCGAAGCCAACACUAUAGUCGUGCCGAGGGCUCAGUUCGUGGCCAUAGAAGUGGCCAGAAAUCGCGAGGGACUUAAUGACGGUCUCAACCAACUCUUUAAGUGA
Medioppia subpectinata is the source of this 501-nucleotide messenger RNA. The record is from the annotation of a GenBank genome assembly. Lineage: Eukaryota; Metazoa; Arthropoda; Arachnida; Sarcoptiformes; Oppiidae.